CAUGUGACUCAAGGAAGUGAUGAAACAGGAAGUAGAACCCUCCUCAACAGGAUCUACACUGAGCUCUACAUCACAGAGGGACAGAGUGAAGAGGUGUACACCCAACAAGAGGUGAGACAGCUUGAGACAGACUCUAAAAAGAAGACCCUCCAUGAGACUCCAAUCAAGUGUCAGGAUAUCUUUAAAGCCUUACCCGACCAACAGAACCAAAAGACAGAAGCUCAACCCGACCAACAGAAACAAAAGACAAAAGCUCAACCCGACCAACAGAAACCCAUCAGAGUGGUUCUGACAAACGGGGUCACUGGUGUUGGAAAAUCCUUCUCAGUGCAGAAGUUCACUCUGGACUGGGCAGAGGGCUCAGAGAACCAAGACGUCAGUCUGGUGAUCCUGCUUUCAUUCAGGGAGCUGAACUUGAUCAGAGAUAAGCGGUACAGUCUUCUUGAGCUGCUCCGUGUUUUCCAUCCAACAUUACAGAAGGUCACAGCAGAGACGCUCGCUGUCUGUAAACUGUUGUUCAUCUUUGACGGCCUGGAUGAAAGCAGACCGUCGUUGGACUUUAAAAACAGGGAGGUUGUGUCUGAUGUCACAAAGAAAUCAUCGUUAAACACACUGUUGACAAACCUCAUCAAGGGGAAUCUGCUCCCCUCAGCUCUCAUCUGGAUAACUUCUCGAUCUGCAGCAGCCAAUCAGAUCCCUCCUGCAUGUGUUGACAGGGUAACUGAAGUACGAGGCUUCACUGACGCCCAGAAGGAGGAGUACUUCAGGAGCAGGUUCAGUGAUGAUGAAGAUCUGUCCAGCAGAAUCAUCUCACACAUCAAGACAUCCAGGAGCCUCCACAUCAUGUGUCUGAUCCCGGUCUUCUGCUGGAUCACUGCCACAGUUCUGGAUCACAUGAUGAGCCCAGAGCAGAGAGGAGAGCUGCCCAAGACCCUGACUGACAUGUACUCACACUUCCUGCUGGUUCAGACAAAGAGGAAGAAGAACAAGUAUGGUGAGGGACGUGAGACAAGUCCACAUGAACUGAUGGAGGCCGACAUUGAAGUUCUUCUGAAGCUGGGGAGGCUGGCGUUUGAACAUCUGGAGGAUGGAAACAUCAUGUUCUAUAAAGAAGACCUGGAGCAGUGUGGUCUUGAUGUCACAGAGGCCUCGGUGUACUCAGGAGUUUGUACAGAGAUCUUCAAAACAGAGUGUGUGAUCCUCCAGAAAACAGUCUACUGCUUUGUUCAUCUGAGCGUUCAGGAGUUCCUGGUUGCAGUCUACAUGUUCCACUGUUUGACAAACAGGAAGAGAGGUGUAGUGAAGGCUUUCCUAAAAGAGAACAACAUCAUUUUUCAAACUCCUGAAAGCGAUGACUUAUCCCUGGAUGUCUUCCUGAGGAGUGCCAUGGAGAAAUCCCUGAAAAGUAAAAAUGGUCACCUGGACCUGUUUGUUCGCUUCCUUCAUGGCCUCUCUCUGGAGUCCAACGAGAGACUCUUAAGAGGCCUGCUGGGUCGGAGAGACAACAGUCCAGAAAUGAUCCAGAGAGUCAUCAACCACCUGAAGGAGAUGAACAGUGAUGAUAUCUCUCCUGACAGAAGCAUCAACAUCUUUCACUGUCUGACGGAGAUGAACAACCUCUCAGUACAUCAGGAGAUCCAAGAGUUACUGAAGUCAGAGAACCGAUCAGACGAGAAACUCUCUGAUAUCCACUGCUCUGCUCUGGCCUACAUGCUGCAGAUGUCAGAGGCGGUUCUGGAUGAGUUGGACCUGAGGAAUUACAACACAUCAGACCAGGGACGACUGAGACUGAUUCCAACUGUGAGGAACUGCAGGAAGGCAGAGUAA
This is a messenger RNA of Labrus bergylta (ballan wrasse), 1827 nucleotides long. RefSeq names its product NLR family CARD domain-containing protein 3-like. The record is from RefSeq and is a predicted model, not a curated record. Lineage: Eukaryota; Metazoa; Chordata; Actinopteri; Labriformes; Labridae. Gene Ontology annotation, biological process: intracellular signal transduction.